Molecule: messenger RNA, 2690 nt
Organism: Peromyscus leucopus (white-footed mouse)
Lineage: Eukaryota; Metazoa; Chordata; Mammalia; Rodentia; Cricetidae
Product: zinc finger protein 54-like
Exons: 5
Coding region: 194-1384 (396 amino acids)
Biological process (GO): negative regulation of transcription by RNA polymerase II
Molecular function (GO): DNA-binding transcription repressor activity, RNA polymerase II-specific
Source: RefSeq, a predicted model, not a curated record
GCGGCCUGGGAAAGUCAGCAGUCAGCAGCGCAGUGGAGGGAACCGCAGCCCGGCGGCCCUGGAACCUCCCAGAUAAAUACUAUUUCAUGUUGGAUAUGUACUACAUUUUCACUAUCCAUUUGUCAAAUGAAGGACAUAAAGGGCAACAAGCCAUCUGUUCAUUGUUCCUGAAAGAAAAGCUCAAAGAAGAUAAAUGGCUGAUUAUCCAGUAAACAUGUCCCAGGAUCUGCUGGGUCUGCUGACAUUCAAGGAUGUGACUGUGAACUUCUCCCAGGAGGAGUGGGAAUGCCUGGACUCUGCUCAAAGGGCUUUGUACAUUGAUGUGAUGUUGGAGAAUUAUGGAAACCUGCUCUCUGUGGGGAACUAUUAUAUAUGCGAUCCUGUCUAUCAACAUGUGAUGACUGAAAAGGAGUCUUGUCAGUAUAAUGAGUGUGGCAAAGUGCUUCAUGACCCCUGCACUUGUGCACUUUAUAGAACAAAUGAAACUAUAGAAAACACUAAUAACCACAGACGCAGUAAUCACAGGGAUGACUCUAUUGAUUCAUCAAACACAGAUCGACAUGAAAGUAUGCACAAUGGAGAAGAACCUUCCAAAUCUAAAGAUUGUGAUAAAUCUUUAAAUUUGUGUUCCAGCAUUACUCAAGAUCAGAGACUGUACACUGCAAAGACACAGCACAGGCAGGGAGAAUAUGAUGACUACUUUGAUUCUACAUACAGUCUUUUACAACAAAAAUUCUCCAUUGGAGAGAAACCACACCAGUGUAGGAAAUGUGGGAAAUACUUCAGUGCUGCCUCAAGCCUCACUAGACAUCAGAGAAUUCAUACUGGAGAGAAACCUUACAAAUGUGGAGAAUGUGACAAAUCCUUCAGCCAACGUUCAAAUCUUAGAGCACAUCAGAUAAUUCAUACUGGAGACAGACCUUACAAAUGUAUGGAAUGUGACAAAUCCUUCACCCAUAAAUGUUAUCUUCAGACACAUCAGAGAGUUCAUACUGGAGAGAGACCUUAUAGUUGUAAGGAAUGUGACAAAUCUUUUAUUAGGUGCUCCUACCUCAGAUCACAUCAGAAAAUUCAUACUGGAGAGAAACUUCACAAAUGCGAAGACUGUGAUAUGUCCUUUCUCCGGAUUUCAAGUCUUAAAAGACAUCAGAAAAUUCAUACUGGAGAGAAACCCUUCAAGUGCAAAGAUUGUGACAUGUCCUUUCUCCGGAUAUCUCUUCUUAGGAUACAUCAGAAAAUUCAUACUGGGGAGAAACCUUACAAAUGUCUGGAAUGUGACAUAUCCUUUAAAUGGAUUUCAAAUUUUAGACGACAUCAGAAACGUCAUACUGGAGAGAAACCUUACAAAUAUCUGGAAUGUGACAAAUCCUUUACCCACUUGUAAAAUCUUAGAACACAUUAGAGAGCUCAUACUGUAGAGAGACCUUACAGUUGUAAUUUUUCACUAUUCUCUGCUUAUAAAUCCCAAUAGUGUACAUAAUAUGCUACAGGAUAACUUUUUAUGUACUGUGAAGAUAUGUGUUUUCAAAAGAACCUUCUGAUUGGUUUAAUAAAAAGCUGAAUGGCCAAUUAGGCAAGAGAGAAUGUGCAGAACUUAUUAGGGGAGAGAGCAACUUGGGAUAUAUCUGGUGUAGCAGGAGAUGCCAGCAAGACAAGAGAAGAGUCAGAUGUACAGAAUGGAGGAGAAGUAAAGAACCACUUGGCAAAAUGUAGGUUAGUAGAAACAUGUUACUUUAAGUUAUAAGAGCAAGUUGGGAACAAGCCUAAGCUAAAGGCCAAUCUUUCAUAAUUAAUAAUAAGUCUUUGUGUCAUUAUUUAGGAGCUACCAGUCCAAAGAAAGUUCAACAAGAAAGACAAACUACAAUAAUAGAAACAUAAAGAUAAGAUGCCUGUGAAAGACUAUUACCAAGUUUUAAAUCUAAGAAAAUAUGACAGAGUUCAUAUUUUUAAAAAUUCUGCAAUAGUAACUGAAAUUUUUUUAAUGUGUAUGGGUGCCUUGCCCAUUGUGUAAAGAGUUGCUUUGCAGCUCUUUCUGUAUACUACUUGUUUGCCAAGUACAUCUGAAUGCUAGCAGAGGGCAUAAGACUCCCCAAAAGUGAAGUUACAUACAAUUAUGAGCACCUAUGUGUGUGUUACAAAUUGAACCCCAGUCCUCUGGAAGAGCAACCAGUGCUCUUAAUCGGUAAAUGUUGACUCCAGCCACUGUGAAAUGCCAUAAUUAUUUAUCUUAGCUGGGAAAUGGUAGUACACACCUCUAAUCCUGGCAUUCAAGAGGCAGUGGCAAGUGGAUAGGUGUGAGUCUGGGGCCAGCCUAGUGUACACAGCUAGUUCCAGGAUAGCCAAGGCUGUUACAUAAUGAAAUCUUUUCUCAAAAACCAACCAAACAAUAUUGUGCAACAUUCAAGAAUUCAUAAUAAAGACAGGCUACAUGGUGUAUGCCUUUAAUCCGAGCAAUCCAGAUGCAGAGGCAAGAAGAUCUCUAUGAGUCUAAGGCUAUCCUGGUCUUCAUAGUGAGUUCCAGAACUGUCAGGAGUACAUAGACCUAUCUUGAAAAAGUUAAAUCAUAAUACGGACAAAAUAUACUAACAUAAAAAAUGUGACAAAGACCUCUAAUUGUACUGUACAUUACAAAAUUCAUAAUUCUGAGAAAAGAUAUAGAGGUAUACCAUACAUAAUCCCCAUGUCUUCUG